GGUUGAUAAGCGAGGAUAGCGUGAACGAAAUCGGGACAGAAGUUGCAGUGAUGGUAACUCGAGCGAAUCAGCGACGAAUACCCCCAAAAUUCGUGGAACAAUAAUAAUAUCUCAUUGUUAAAUUGAAAAAAAUAAAUAAAACAGCCUGGACUAUUGUGUGGAGAAUUUUUUUCUGUUAUCAUCGAUGCGUCGAAAGGCGAAAUAUCCAUGGGCGCGCACUGCAGUUUGCGCGAAUGUCGUGUUGAGUGAUAAUCCAUAGAAAGACCGAGACUGUUUAUUGGUUCUGAUAAAUUCAAUUGAAGAUACUUAAUUGAAGUGAAUAAAGAAUCUCCGAUGGAAAUACAUCCGGGUCUGGUGGAGCGAGGCCGUCCCCAGGACACCACCAGGGAGGACGGGCUCGCCAUCGAUAUUUAACGAAUAACGAAUCUAGCUAUCUAAUUGUCAAUCGUCUAAAAUAAUGUUGUAAUUGAUAAAUACCGGAAACUAUGGUUGUUGCCAGUGGGGCCUACUCAAUCCACAUCGGUUCCAAUACAGAACCACAACCAGAACCACGCACGCGUCACUCGUACUCCUGCGUGCAUUAAAUAUCAUAAUUGUUAUUUUUUCAAAUAAUUCAUAAAGGAAUUUAACAUAAUUUCACAUGACGAUUUGAGGAAUUUCGGGUGGAGGGGACGGUGUGUAGUUUAUUUAACAUAUCCAAUCGAGCCACUAAACAAAUCCAAUCAUUUCAACAAUUCGCAGGAUUUUUUUACCCCAAUAAUUCGAAUCAUUUGAAAUUUAUUGUGACAAAAAAAUAGCCACCGUGUCAGUGUCAAAUCCCUGCUGAUCUGCUUACCCUGCCAAAACGUUUCCAAAAUCCUAAUAACCGUAUUUAUAAUGAAAGGGACCACCAGCCAGCCUCAAAUAAAUCGAUGCAAACGAUGUAAAGGCUUCACAAAUCACAGCAGCCACACAAACAGAAAGAAAAAAAUUAAAAAUUGUUCAAGUAACUAUAGUGUAGAGCGAGUAAUUAGAAUAAUCCUGCUUAUCUUUGCUUCUUCACCCACUGACCUGCAUUGAAUUCCGCUCGAUUUGACCCUAUCACAAAACCAUACCCCAUACCCCAUACUCCAUUCACAAUAUCCCUCGACCUACUCAAUUCCGCAGAAAUGAGUCCCCUUUUCUAUACACACACUAUCAGUUAUCGCUUGUCCGCAUUGCCCCUAUUUGUAAAUAAGAGUGAAAAAAAAAGACCCAAGAAAAUUGUUCCCUUUGGUGUUUCGUGCUGAAAGCACUUGACCUCUUCUUCACACUAAUCGACCACCAAGAAACGUCGAUAAAACCCCCAUUUUCAUUUGUUUUAGAAAAUCAUUAACACUUAUUAUCAACAGUUGAGUACAUUCUAUUAGCCAGUUGAAAAGAUGUUCAUAGAUGUAGAUAAUCGCUUUAGGAUGCUUUUGAUGCUUACACCCGUCAGUAGGAACACUAUUAAUUCAGUGUUUUAUCUGGAAAUUGUUGCGCAAGAAACCUAAUUAGUCUUUUACCAAUAAUCCUGAUGGAUUAUUAAAACACCAAAUUUCAAAUAAAAUGCAGCAAUUUCUUCCUAAAAUCACUCCAACUAAAAAUAAUAAAAAAAUUUGAUCCCAUAGUAGAAAUCAAAAGCCUAGGCAUUUUUGAACGAUAAAAUUUUGCAGAAUGAAGAGAAAUGAACGAGCUUUACUCUUAACGGUGAGUCGCCUGUCCCGGCGGCGUUAAAGCGGGAAGAAAUCACUGGAGAGAUUGAGAAUUUGAAAAAAAAGAAGGGAAAAAAUUAGAAAAAAAAAUGUAUGCUGCGGCGGGUGGUGCGAGUAUAGCAAAGCGGCGAAAUCAAAAACGCCUGCAGCUGAAUAAGCAGCGUCUGGAGGCAACACACACAGCAGCAGUGAAAAAAGCAACGAGUAUACCAUCAGGAGCAUCGGGAAAAGCCCGUACCCACUUAGCACCCCAUCAGCCACAGCCACAUCCACAGCCACAGUCCCAGCUACAAGCACAGACAGCAAGUCCGUACCACUCGUCGCAUUGCAAUCAUGCUCAUGGGGGUAAUCGACGUAGGAGACAUGAAAAACUAACACCCAAUCGUUUGGCACCGCCUGUAUCACCGAUAUUCCCUAUAUCACCACCACCGCUAUCACUGGAAUCACAAAACUCCGUAACGCAUCCACUCAAGUCUAGCAAUUUUCCCUUUCCGCCGCCCUCGUUUCUCGAUCUCAGUUCACCAUCACCUUCUGAGCUACAGUGCGGAGGCCAGGGACCAGGGAAAGCGGCUUGGCAAGGCUGCAGCAGACCAUCACCGCUUCCUCUCUCUCCGGCAUCCCCACACGGAUCGCGUGAUGGAUACAAGACCAAACAAUGCGAAGCGCACAGAAGAUGGAUGAGGAGGAACAGGAUACGAGACGCGAGCUACUGCUAUGGAAGCAGUGGAGAAGAUGACGACGAGGAAGGAAGUCUGACAAAUCGUCGUCGUGGGGAGGUGAACGCGGCCUUCAAUACAGUCCUGUACGCUGGCCUUGGCACAACAGCUUUGGGUCUGGUGAUCUCAUUUGUUGGGACCGGUGAAAAGGGCUUCCUCAGUCCUGAAUUGAGACUGGUAGGGCCAACCCUCCUCUGUGCUGGUCUUCUUUGCUGUCUCCUUCGCGUUCUUCUGUGCAUAUGUCUGUGUCGUUGCUGCGGUGACUGCAGAUGGACACCAUGUCGUGUUGUUAUCGUUGACAAGGAUAAAAUGAAAAAACUCGAACCAACAUCAACAACAUUGCUCCCCCAAUCGAGUCAACAACCAACAACAACAGUUACCAAACCGACAAGAACACCUAGUGCAACAGCCUCAUCAUCAAACCCUCCAGUCAGGGCUCACGAACUACUACUCUCCCCCGCCCAGUUGCCAGAGUGAGAUUAUUAUUCCUUUUAUUUCAUUUAUUUCUUCUCGACGAACAAUUUUUUACCUCUAAAGAUGAAACAAGGAAACUGACAAGUCGUUGAAUAAAUGAAUAAAUAAACUACUGCCGGUUUUGCCCCAAUACUUACGUGGCUGCUUCGUGUCGAUAUUUCACCUCGAUCAAGUUGCAGAAUUGUGAGACGAGAGAGAAAACAUUUAGAAUAGUUUAAUAUGAAUUUUAGUGCUUUAAUGGAGUUACAAUAAAGGAUCGGCUAAUUUUUUCUA
Messenger RNA from Fopius arisanus, 3175 nucleotides. RefSeq lists its product as uncharacterized. Lineage: Eukaryota; Metazoa; Arthropoda; Insecta; Hymenoptera; Braconidae. The record is from RefSeq and is a predicted model, not a curated record. The transcript is spliced from 3 exons. The coding region runs from base 1802 to 2905 and encodes 367 amino acids.